GUAAAGCUACAAUGCAAUCUCUGCCGUUGCCUUGGCGCACCAAUCUUCAUACGACAGAGAUAAUAGUGCCGGUUUGUUAUUUUUUUUUCUUCUGCAAAAGUAAUGCCUGAUAUUUAGAUAAUUAUCAUCCGGUUGACAUUGGCCAAUUGAUACAGUUUAAUCGAUACAAUGUUAGAAGUACAAACUUUUGCUGAGCCACUUUGCUGACGUCAUGUAAUAUCCAUACGCGUCGUAAUUAGCCACGGCUUAUGCCCCUGCAGGCUUCAGGUUUUAGACACAGAGAGCUCACUCACACCACACUGUCUCCGGAGGUCUACAUCACGACUGUGGAAGUCCGUAACCGCUGUGAAUAACAUACCAAAGUUUGUUGGUACUUCAAUCAAACACACCAUGAACGGCUGGGCGUGGCAGGCAACAAGCAUCGCUGAGCAGGUGGGCAGCUCCGUCACCUUUGUUGGCAAUCUCUUGGCCCUGAUCAUAUUCCUCUGGAGCAAGAGGCUUCGCAUCAAAUACUACGCCUUCGUCAUCAAUCUCGUCAUCGCCAAUCUCUCUGAUCCCAUCCUGACCUUCAUCUAUCAAUACUACGAUAAUGAUAUCCUUCUGGCUCUGCUUCGUACGGGGCUCUUCGUGGCCGAGUUGAACCUUCUGGCCAUCGCCGUCAACCGUCUGCUGGCGCUGUCUAUCACUCCACCUGCCCGCUACGACUCCUUGGUGACCAGCGGGCGCCUGUUUGUGGUCUGCAUUCUGCUCUGGCUCAUCUCAGCCGCCAUCUACCUGCCUUCAACGUACGUCUACAAUCAGGUAGUCAUCCGCUUGGUCCGGCCUCUGAUAACCCUCACCAUCCUCCUUGUCACAGCGGUGCUGUACUAUAUUGUCUUCCUGAAGAUUUCUCGCUACACCCCGCCGCUGGCGUCCACCCCUCCUCUCAAGGACGCCGAUGAGGUGACCCGUACCCGUAUGCGUCAAACUCGCUACAUGAUGGUGACUGUUACGAUCAUCCUGGUCAGUUCUCUCAUCUGCUGGCUGCCGUUCUGCUGCGCCAACUUCUACAUUUACUUCAGCGGCAAGUAUUACGGGCGCCACACCGAGGAGUUUAAGAUCAUGUACACGGCCUUUAUCCUUCUCUUGAUGGUCAACUCGGCUAUCAAUCCUUUCAUCUACUGGUGGCGCAUCGCAGAGUUCCGUGACGGCUUGAAGCGGGUGGUGUGCUGUCAUUGCAUCCGAAGGCAGAAUCCGGAUGAAGAUGAUCCUGAGCUGGAAUUGUACGGUGGUGACAACUUGGGUAACACCAUCAAUUCCACCAUCAAUUCCAACAUGUAAAGACUCAGUCCACAGGCAGUGCGUCCAACGCCCAGGGAUGUAGUCGAGUCCUCCAUGAGUCUAUAACAAGUCCAGUCACAGGGAACAAUA
Molecule: messenger RNA, 1410 nt
Organism: Patiria miniata (bat star)
Lineage: Eukaryota; Metazoa; Echinodermata; Asteroidea; Valvatida; Asterinidae
Product: adenosine receptor A2a-like
Exons: 3
Coding region: 391-1320 (309 amino acids)
Biological process (GO): G protein-coupled receptor signaling pathway
Cellular component (GO): membrane
Molecular function (GO): G protein-coupled receptor activity
Source: RefSeq, a predicted model, not a curated record